GAAAUUAAAAGUGUGUUUCUCCUAUCAAUAACGUUAUCGCAUCUCAGCGGCAUGAAAGUGUUUUUCAGCUGAUUAUCUGGAGAGAAAAUCCGCAGAACGGCUUCCUUCAUCCAUGGCAACAUAAGCUAGCUGCUUUGCACCACAUGCUAUAUGUUACCCUGCAGCAUCAUGGGAUGUUGUCUUGUGCCUAAUAGGUAAUGUUUUAUAUGGAGGAGCUGCAGUUUUUUUUACAUUAUACUGACUAAUUAGACUACAAGCUGACCCGUAUACCCAUACACUUUCCAUACUGGAGAAAAUUAAAUUACAUACUUAAAUAGCUAGUGGGUUUGGACAAUUAAUAGGACUUCAUAAAAAAAUCUUCCUGCAGUCACUUUAGUUGAACAAACAGAUGAUGAGAGGUGAAAAUUAAAGUGACUGAGAGUGAAAAUAAAGGAGGGUGGGGUUGGUUGUAUCACUCAAUAGAUUAAUCAUGCAUGCCUGAUUAUUUGGCCACCAGCUUGUAUACAGGGGGAAGAGAGGGCUGCCUCUCUGUGUUUCCUCUCAGCUAUGGGUUCUUCUGGGAGACGGAUGCUCUUGACCCUGUGUGUGUGUCUCACCGCUCUGGAGAAUGCUGCACUCCGGGUAACCAUGAGGGAAUCCAACCUCAACGUGGUUCAAGGGGAUUUUGUCAUCCUGCCCUGCUCCUUCUUCACCUCCAGCCCCCUCUCCAGACUCAACGUCAUCUGGACUCUGGCUCCCUUCUCAAGUCCAGAAAUCCCAAUACAGGUGAUUGUGUAUGACCAUGGACAGGUGAUUGAAGACCCAGCUCUCAUUGGCAGGGUGGGUUUUACAGGUAUUCCAUGGAGUGCAGACAUCGUCCUGAAUGACACACGUGUGUCAGAUGCUGGUAUUUACCGCUGCAUGGUUAAUAACCCACCAGAGACGGCAGAUCCUGGCAUUGGAGAACUGGAGCUCAGUGUCCUGGCACCACCCUCGCUGCCUGUGUGCCAGUGGGAUGGAGAUAUUGAUAUGGGAGGAAGUGUCACGCUGUCUUGCUCAGUAGCGGAGGGUGUCCCCACUCCGGAGAUCCGUUGGGAUAAACUGAAUCCAGAGGAAAUUGCACUUCCCAUCAACAUGGAGGGGCAUCUGUCAGGCUCCGUCCAAAUUGUCAAUGUGUCAUCUCAGACAUCUGGCCUGUAUCGCUGCUCUGCCGCUAACCUCCUAGGAAAAGAGAACUGCUAUGUCAACCUGUCCAUCUACAGCGCCCCAGACAGGUCCUCGGGCAUACUGCAGGGUGUGCUGCUGACCUUGUCCAUGAGUCUGGUGCUGCUGGCACUGCUGGCACUCGUGCUGUGGCUCCAUCGCACGGGACAGGAUGGGAGGUGGAGGGAGGGGAAAGAGGAGGAGGAGUGUUACAAUGAGAUCCGGUAUACUCCGUCUCUGAUGAAGCGCUCCUUUGUUUGAUUUUUCAACAUCCACAGGAAAAGAAAAAAAAAAAGAAAAGCUCCAACCCCGGUAUCAAACAAAAGACUGGAUUUUUAUGUCUAGACAGCCUCCCUGUAUACUACUGUAUCUCUGUACAGCAUCAUACGUUUUGAAAUAAAUGCCCAUGUUUUCAGUA
Micropterus salmoides (largemouth bass) is the source of this 1600-nucleotide messenger RNA. RefSeq lists its product as uncharacterized. The transcript has 7 exons. Bases 547 to 1443 code for a protein of 298 amino acids. The record is from RefSeq and is a predicted model, not a curated record. Gene Ontology annotation, cellular component: cell-cell junction. Gene Ontology annotation, biological process: homophilic cell-cell adhesion. Gene Ontology annotation, molecular function: ionotropic glutamate receptor binding. NCBI's taxonomy places the organism in Eukaryota, Metazoa, Chordata, Actinopteri, Centrarchiformes, Centrarchidae.